This is a messenger RNA of Myiozetetes cayanensis, 1724 nucleotides long. It is a transcript of the gene PHYHD1, whose product is annotated as phytanoyl-CoA dioxygenase domain containing 1. The transcript is spliced from 11 exons. NCBI's taxonomy places the organism in Eukaryota, Metazoa, Chordata, Aves, Passeriformes, Tyrannidae. The record is from RefSeq and is a predicted model, not a curated record. Bases 209 to 1117 code for a protein of 302 amino acids.
UGCAGCUUCUGCCAGGAACAAAGAGCCACCAGGAACGGGGACACAAUUCCCGGAGCGGCAGCUCCGCUGGCCGGGCAGGAGUUGCGGGUGUUCAGCGCUGGUUUUUAUCACAUGCUGGGACAGGGAUCACGUGGAGAGGCGGAGAAUCAGCCCUGCAGAGCCCGGCUGGCACCGUGGAGCUGGUGGGGUCUGCGGAGCUUCUGUCCCGAUGGCCUCGGUGAGCCAGGAUCAGAUCCACAAGUUCCACAGGGAUGGCUUCCUCGCCCUGGAGCGCUUUUUCAGCACGGAGGAGUGUGACGGCAUGAGGAGCCGCAUCCAGGGAAUCAUCGAGGGGAUGGAAGUGCCCCCGCACUGCCGCACCGAGUUCUCCACCAGGGAGGAGGAGCAGCUGCAGGCACAGGGGAGCUCAGAUUAUUUCCUAACCAGUGGAGACAAGAUUAGAUUCUUCUUUGAGAAGGGUGUUUUGGACAAGAAAGGGAACUUCCUAAUUCCAAAGGAGAAGUCCAUCAGCAAGAUUGGCCAUGCUUUACAUGCUCACGAUCCUGUCUUCAAGCAAAUCACCCACUCCUCCAAGGUGCAGGAACUGGGAAGAAAACUAGGCCUGGAGAGACCAGUGGUUGUGCAAAGCAUGUAUAUCUUCAAGCAACCUGGCAUUGGUGGUGAAGUGACACCUCACCAGGACGCCACCUUCCUGCACACGGAGCCCCUGGGCAGGAUCCUGGGCUUCUGGAUUGCCCUGGAAGAUGCCACACAGGAGAAUGGCUGCCUGUGGUUCAUCCCUGGCUCUCACACCAAUGGAAUUACCCGGAGGAUGGUUCGUGCACCUUCAGGAGCCUCAACAUGUGUGGAGUUUGUAGGGUCAGAGCCAGCCUAUGAUGACAGUCAGUUCAUCCCUCUGCCCAUAAAAAAAGGUGGGCUCAUCCUCAUCCACGGGGAAGUUGUCCAUAAGAGUGAGCUGAACAGCUCGGGGUCCUCUCGCCACGCCUUCACCUUCCACGUGAUGGAGGCCGAGGGCACCACCUGGAGCCAGGAGAACUGGCUCCAGCCAACUCCUGAGCUGCCCUUUCCGUCCGCUCUACACCUGAAGUCGGUGACUGGCUCUGGAGUCGAUAGCUGAUCAAUAUUCCUGAUUGUUCCUUCACCUUCCCCUUAAACACACCCUUCCCUUGUGGCAGCUCUCAGGGUUAAUUUAUCCUCGGAACAGGGACCUUUGUCCCAGCCCUGCAGGAGCCAGAACCUUCUGCUGCAGCAGGAGCCCUGCAGGGGGAGAGGAGCCACCCAGGCCUUUCAGUAGGGAAACCUCUUCAGUCUUGAGAACAGACCAGUAAAGACCAUGGCACCUUGACUGGGACCAGUUAAGAAGUAUUUCUCCUUGCAGAUUCUUGGUGUUUUCCCCAGUUUAAGAGCUCAGGUGCAUUUCUUGGCUGUGUUGAUUCCAGCAGUGCAGGUGAACGUGUCAUGGGAAGAAGGCUGACUUUCACCCUCCUGUUGUUGGAGUAACAGUGAUUUAAAACCAACCCUCUUGUGGGCAAGAUGAACCAGGAACUCUGCUUUUUUAAUAAUCAAUCUUCUAAGCAUUCCCAGCAAACUGUGGUUGUUGAGUGUUUGAUCCCUGGGUGUGGUAAUUAAAAAAAUAUGACAGUUCUUAAAGAUCCAUGUUGAAAUGAUGGGAGCAAAGAACCUCAAUCAAACUCCUUGCACUUAAUAAAAGAAUAGAAAUUCUC